GGCAGAGAGUUUUGAGAAACCCCAUCUCCAAAAUAAGCAGAGCAAAAUGGACCAGAGAUGUGGCUUAAGCAGUAGAGCACCUGCUUUACAAGUGCUAAACCCUGCGUUUUUAAGUCCCACCAAAGAUACAGAAGGAUUUCUUAAUCAAGGUGCACAAAGCAGAGACCUGAGACAAAAAGGUUGAAUUGGACGCCACGGAACUUAAGAACUUCAGAACUUGUGUUCAGUAAUCCCCAUGGGGAGUGAAAAGAUGCACGAGGAUGGCGUGAAGGUACUUGCACCCUGCAUACCUGACCAAGAAGUGGUACACACUGCAAGCUAAGUUGACCAAUAGCAAAGUGUGCAAGAGACAUGAACAGGUAAUUUCACUAAGGGGGAUCCUGGGUGGCCAACAGAUAUGGAAAGAACUUUAGUUCAUAAAUUAAGACCACGUGAAGCUUUUCACAUACUAGAUGACCAGGUAGUACAAAGCCUGCCGAUGGUCACCUUGGUCAGAAGGAGGGUCCUGGGGAACUGUUGAUGCCUCUGGUGAAAGCUCACAUCAUCAUCACUUCUAUGUGAGCAUCCCCAUGUUCUGUAUCUGUGCAUCUUCAGCAGAGAGUCUUGACCUGGACACAUGUCUGCCAGGAGACCUGGAUAAGACUAUGACAGCCAUAUUGGUCACUGGAGGCCAGACCAAAUGCCCAUCAAAGAAAUGAUAAGAGAACAGACAAACAAGAGUCUGCCACAUAGCAGUAUGAAUUAACCUUGAAACGUGGAGGUGUCAGCGCGGGAUGCAGCAGGGAUGUGCUGCAUCAGAAUUUUGAGAGCUACAAGCCUGAAGUGCAGGAGCUGAUCUGUGUGGCUGAUCGUUUGGGGUCACUGAUGCAGUAUGAAACGCCUGGCUUCCUACCCAAUAAGAGGAUCCACAGAGCCAUGGGCUUGGCAGCCCUGGAAGUCAUGCAGGCUGUGCAGCGCACGUGGACCAACUCAAAGGUGCGCAUGAACGGGAAGACGCGGCUGAUGCAGUGGAGGGACAUGUUUGACAUCGCCGUGAAGUGGAGAAGGAUCGCUGACCCGGAUCAGCCUGUGCUGUGGCUGGAUCAGAUGCCAGUGCGAAGUCUUAGCAGAGGCUUUAACAACCACAUCAAUUUAAUCAGGGGUCAAGUGAUUAACAUGAGGUAUCUGGAAUAUUUUGAGAAAAUACUUCAUUUUAUUAAAGAUAGAAUUCUUGUUUACCAUGGAGCUAAUAACCCCAAGGGACUGCUGGAAGUCAGAGAAGCUCUAGAGAAGGUGCACAAGGUCGAGGACCUGCUUCCAAUUAUGAAGUUUAAUACUAAAACGAAGGACGGGUUCACUGUGAAUACGAAGGUUCCCAGCCUCAAAGAACAAGGGAAGGAAUAUGACGGAUUCACAAUCACGAUCACAGGAGACAAAGCUGGCAACAUUCUGUUCUCUGUGGAAACACAGACCACAGAAGAAAGGACACAGUUGUAUCAUGCAGAGAUAGAUGCUCUUUAUAAAGACCUGACAGCAAAAGGAAAAGUGUUGAUCCUCUCCUCAGAAUUUGGGGAGGCUGAUGCUGUCUGCAACUUAAUCUUGUCUUUAGUUUAUUACUUUUAUAACUUAAUGCCCCUCUCUCGAGGAUCUAGUGUCAUCGCCUACUCGGUCAUUGUGGGUGCAUUGCUGGCAAGUGGAAAGGAAGUGGCAGGGAAGAUCCCUAAGGGGAAGCUAGUGGACUUUGAGGCCAUGACAGCCCCUGGCUCUGAGGCCUUCAGUAAAGUAGCAAAAAGCUGGAUGAACUUGAAAAGCAUCUCGCCUUCUUACAAGGCUCUCCCGUCCGUAUCAGAGACGUUCCCAACAUUAAGGUCCAUGAUGGAGGUGCUAAACACGGACUCCGCCCCACGCUGUCUCAAGAAACUUUAGUGACCCGAGGGAUUUGUCACAUGAAGGGCCACGCCUUGUGCUCCUUAAGUUAUUUUUUAAAACAUGGAAUUAGGUCCGUUAUUACUUUUGAUACCAAUUUUUGAUAGGAAUUGAAUACUUGAAAUCCUGUUCUUUACUUUUCUGAACCAUAACAGGAAUCAUGAAAACAGGGGUUUGGGGAAAAAUCUACUUGACCAGGAAGGGAAGUGUAUGUAUUACCCAGCAGCCUGUUGGUUUCCACGUACAAAGUCAUAUGGCUCCUUCCUCACAGCAAAAAAGUUUACUUCAAAAGCCAAAAAUUAGUAAUGAAGAUGAACAAAGCCAAGAACAAUCUAGGAGUGUCUCCUUCCUCUUGAGAUGUGGAUGUUACUCACACUUCCUUUUCGUGCACUUUUUGUAGGUGUGUUUUUUGAUUGUGUGCUCUGUCUUAGCAGAACUGUGGGUGCCCGCAGGGGCACCGACUGAACCACACGACAGUAUUUGCCAGAAUCCUAACACUGAGUUAUUGAACCAUGUUCUUCUCUCCUUUGUUGGAAAAAAUAAACCAAGGUGAUUUCUGUAAGUCACGGU
Molecule: messenger RNA, 2475 nt
Organism: Castor canadensis (American beaver)
Lineage: Eukaryota; Metazoa; Chordata; Mammalia; Rodentia; Castoridae
Source: RefSeq, a predicted model, not a curated record